AUGUCAAUAAGCCAGGACGUGGACCAGUUUAACAAACAUAAACAACAACUAGGUAAACAGGGCUCGGAACCGGUCAACUUUCCACCGCGCUAUCAUCCGCCACCACCUGCCGCUGCGGGAUCUAAGCAAGUCAAUAUCGACUCAUCCACUAAAGACUUAAAACCUCCUUAUUUCACCAAGGCAAUUGACCCCAACAAGUUGCAGUAUCCCUUUGGCUACCCCGGACCAACUCCUGGGCCCUAUCCAGGUGUUCCUUAUCCACAAUUAAAAUAUCCUUCAGGUUAUCCCUUAGGCUAUCCAAUACCCCCUGCAGCAUUACGUAUGCAGAGACCUUCUGGAGAAAUUGUUACUAAAGCCAUUGUGCACGAACCUGUAGAAUCUACAGCCAGAGCUAGAAGCGCAGACGACACCCAUCGCUUACAACGAAACUUAGAGGAGGAACAAAUUCAUAGAAGAUCGGCUGACAUGCUGAAAUUUACAAAACGAGUUGAACCUGAGGGGCCAAGACAAUCUACAGACCAAAGAAGACAAAUACAAUCGCUUUUAGAUGAAAUAAAAACAUUAAAGGAAGCCAAUCGCAGAUUGAGCGAAGAUAAUCAAGAAUUGCGAGACUUAUGUUGUUUUUUAGAUGACGAUCGUCAAAAAGGACGUAAAUUAGCAAGGGAGUGGCAACGCUUUGGCAGAUAUACAGCGUCAGUAAUGAGACAGGAAGUAUCAGCAUAUCAAAGCAAGCUCCGCGAGUUAGAUGAUAAACAACAAGAAUUAAUCCACGAUAAUUUAGAACUAAAGGAAUUGUGUCUUUAUCUGGAUGAAGAAAGAGAAAGAGGAGCGUGCGUUAAUUGUGGAAGAACUACUGGAAGGGAAAGAGAUGAUGGCGAUGGAAGUAGCAGUGGUACAAAUGCGGAAGAAAUCACACGACCCCCUGCUCCUAUAACUACUAUAAGUCACCCACAACUAGCUGAAAGAACUGUGCAAUAUGUUCGUGACUUAGAACAAAAAGUUCGGAGACUAGAGGCUGAAAAGGGUGUGGGUACAGGCCUUGGUGAGAGGCCAGAAGCUGUCGUCCGAGCAUUACAAGUAUUAGAAGUGAGGGAACGGGUUGAAAGGGAAAAAAGAAGACCAGCUCCAGAUCUCGGUACAGGAGAACAAGCCUUAGUGAGGGAAAUGUGUAAUGUAGUUUGGGGUAAACUUGAAGAAACACCUCCACAGGCCCCUCCACGUUGA
This is a messenger RNA of Pieris macdunnoughi, 1224 nucleotides long. NCBI's taxonomy places the organism in Eukaryota, Metazoa, Arthropoda, Insecta, Lepidoptera, Pieridae. The record is from the annotation of a GenBank genome assembly.